Molecule: messenger RNA, 1429 nt
Organism: Acanthoscelides obtectus
Lineage: Eukaryota; Metazoa; Arthropoda; Insecta; Coleoptera; Chrysomelidae
Source: the annotation of a GenBank genome assembly
AGCAUCGUGUGGGACCCGCAUAAACCUUCUUCAGUGUAUAUGUUUUGUGGUCUUAUGUAUUUUGUGAUUCAAAUGUCAAAAUAGAAAUUUUGAGAACAUUUGGGAUGAAAUGAUGAAAAUAUUAGGAUAUUAAGAUUUUACACGUUUACAAUAACACUGUUACUGUGGCAGAAAUAAUGGAAUACAAUGCAGAGAACUUAGUAAAAGCAGUGACCUUGUUUUAUAGAUCUGAGGCUCAUCAGCAAGCGGAGGCCCAUCAGUGGUUAACAGAAGCUCAAAAUUCUCCCCAGGCAUGGAGCUUUGUAUGGGAAUUACUUAGCCCCCUCAAAAGCUCAGAAGUGCAGUUUUUUGCUGCUACAACUUUACAUACAAAGCUAAUGAAGCAUUGGAAUGAAGUACCAGAGGAUCACUAUGAAUUUCUGAAAAAAAGAAUAUUAGAAUCUAUAAUAAAUUAUGCUAUGGGCCCCAAGUUAGUUUUGAACCGUUUGUGUAUUGCUGUUGAUCUCAAUCAUCUACUUCUGAAUCCGACAAAGACCAGGAAAACCAGGACCAUCCCAAAAACAAAGAUUGACACCAGAGUGCAGUCUGAAGGGAACCCAGCACAGUCCAUUCAUCAUGUCCAGAAGAUGGCCUGAUCGUUAUUUCCCAGCCAAGUAUCAUCGAACUCCAGAGAUGCAGUAUCGAAGUCAAUCAACAGAAGUUCUAUCCAUCUGAUCAUAUAAAACAAGAAACAAGUUUCCCGUUACCAACCAUGAGCCAUGAGCAUUUUCAAAGUUCAACUUGAAAUCAAUAAAGAAUCUUCAAGUACUUCAACCAGAAACCAAGGAAGAAGAUCUUCAGUUCCAAGAUCACCCCAUUAAGAAGACCAAUCUAGCCAUAUUUUUACUAUUAAUCUCCACAUUUAUUGGCUACCCCAUUUACCAAAUUUUAAAGAAGCUAGGAGAAGCAAGAAGACGUAGAGAAGAAGAAGCAGUCCCGGAUUCGCAAACUUUGGAUCUUCCGUUUGCCCAUCUUCGACAGCGAGGAGUUAUAUAACGAGAGCACCUCGUAUAUCUCCAUAAUUUCUGUACUUAUAUUUUAUCUCUAUAAACAACCCCAUAUUAUAAAUUCUUGUUUGUGCCCUUUAGGCAUAAGUUUACAUCAGCUAUUACUUUAGGUUACAUGUAUUAGUCAAUCGUUUGUAAGCGCACGUAGUCUUAAGUUUGGUAACAAAACCGUUGUUACCUGAAACGAUACUUGUAAUUUAAGUGAAUAAAGUGUAUCAAAUCGCCUGUAAAACGUUUUUUGAAAACGCGAACUCGCGACGCGAUACCUAAAUUUAUAUUCAUACCUUUCCUCAUGCAUCUUCCUAAGGCAGAAUAUAGGUACAGCUUGAACUGAAAGGGUAAGCGGCAUCAACUGUCUGAAACCUUUUUUUAGGAAACAAAUC